UUGAAUAUCUUCGAAUAUAAAUCAUUUUAUUAUAAGCAUCUUGCACUUUACCAUCUAAUAAACGGUGGUAUUAUUCUAAGUAUACUUUUCUACUUGCUAUUAACUGCUAUUGUAGUCAUAAUAAAUCACCUACAUACAAGAUAUCAAUCAUCAUAUAAUUUCUCAAAUUGUAAUUUGAAUAACAUUAUCUGUACAGCCUCAAAAUAUUCUACUUUUCAAUCUCAAACUAUCACAACAACUCUGCUCCUAUGUUUAUAGAUUUAAAUACCUGCUUCCUCCGCUUUGAAGACGUACUGUAUCAACUGCCUAUAGAGCAACUUUGGUUUCAACUUAUCACAAGUUGCCUCUCAUUAAAACAAAAGCGUUGGUUACAAGAUUAUCUUGCAUCAGGCAAAUACGAUGUGUCUACAAAACUUGUUGUCUCUAAGCCUACAAAAGUCGGAAUGAAGCAGAAUGAAUCACUCAACGCAUACAAUGAGCAAAUCCAACAGCUGAAGAGAAAAUUUGACUGUUAUGGUAAGACUGCAUUCAGUCGUUUUAUCGAUUAUCUCAUCAAAAAGAUUACCAUUACUCGUUGCAACUCUAUUCCCUAUACUGAGUAUCUUUCAUCUACCAUGACUAGCAACAUCAAGAAGCUUUAUGCCAAAUUGUAUAGAAAUUCGCAUGUUGACAACACCAGCAUCUCCAUUUGCUCUUCUGCCGGCGCUCUUUAACUUUCCAUGGACAGCAAUCGUAGCAAUGAUAACCGAGAAAUCAAAAAAAAAAAAAAAAAAAACUUGUUCCAUAC
Molecule: messenger RNA, 787 nt
Organism: Gilbertella persicaria
Lineage: Eukaryota; Fungi; Mucoromycota; Mucoromycetes; Mucorales; Choanephoraceae
Exons: 1
Coding region: 249-713 (154 amino acids)
Source: RefSeq, a predicted model, not a curated record